This is a messenger RNA of Kwoniella shivajii, 570 nucleotides long. RefSeq lists its product as uncharacterized. Bases 1 to 570 code for a protein of 189 amino acids. The record is from RefSeq and is a predicted model, not a curated record. Lineage: Eukaryota; Fungi; Basidiomycota; Tremellomycetes; Tremellales; Cryptococcaceae. The transcript has 4 exons.
AUGCUUUCCAAAAUUUUACUUCCUUUCGCUCUUCUCGCUAUUGCAGCUCAAGCUAUCCAAAUCACCACACCAAACAACUCGACAGGAUGGUCAAGCUCCGGUUCUCAAAUGAUCGAGUGGGACUCCGUUUCCACUGACCCUGGAAACUUCUCAAUUUACAUCUCACAACCUGGCUCGUCAGCCAAACAAGUCAUUCAAAAAGAUGUCAUGACUUCUGAAAAGUCGUUCAUCUACACUCCUUCUAAAGAUAUCUCGCCUGGACAAGGAUAUCAAAUCUCUUUCUUGGGUUCUUCAGAUAAUGGUAUUUUAGCUCAGAGUAAUCAAUUUGAAGUCAAGGAAGGACAAUCUACUCUCAGUGCCACUUCAACCGCUUCACUCACCACUACAGCUGUCACUACAGCUUCCCCAACUGGAGGUGCAUCAACCACUGCUGCUGGAUCAGGAUCUCAAACUUCAGCAGCUGCUAGUUCUGCCGCUGCAUCUUCUGGAUCUACUUCCGCAGGUCAACUCGUUACUAUCCCGUCUGGUGCUCUCCUUUUCGUAGCUGGAUUACUUGGCAUAUUCGCUUAA